Molecule: messenger RNA, 489 nt
Organism: Microthlaspi erraticum
Lineage: Eukaryota; Viridiplantae; Streptophyta; Magnoliopsida; Brassicales; Brassicaceae
Source: the annotation of a GenBank genome assembly
AUGAAGCUGAAGGUUGUGUAUCGUAAGGUCUCCGAUUACAUCCGUCAUGAUCUCAAAGAAAUCGUCUUACCUUCAUCACUUCCCGAUCCUCCCCACGUCGUAAAACGCCGCAAAUUGACUUGGCACGAGCGAUUUCUAGUGUUGAAGGAAGCUUCAAGGCUUUAUGCUGCGAGCUGGGUGCGAGAUAUAGGUCCUGAGCUUCGUCCAAAUGAUUACAAGAAGCAAGGUGAUGCUGAGCCUAAAAAACAAGCCCAAGAGACAGACAAUGAGCCCUCUGUUAUGGAAGAUCUUGCGGUGGCUGCAAAAGGUGGCAUGGAGACUUUACGGCCUGCUUUACAUCGGGUGUACAUGACACGAGCUUCUCAAUAUAAAGAUGCUCUUUCAAGCUUUAUUAAAGGUUACCAUGAGGGUGUGCAGCAAGUUUUGCAGAGUAAAGAAGAGUCUCAACUCCCUAAAGAUGAAUCUGACCACUCUAAAAAGACUACCUGA